AUGCGUGACGAGGUGCUCAAGUUACUGGACCAGCGAAAGCAAAUUGAAUCUCAGCUAGCUAAGCACCAAGACAGUCUUAAGUCGCACCAUGUCACGAUGUCGACUGAACUCUUGGAUUCAGAGGGAUUUCCACGUUCAGAUCUAGAUAUCCCCACGAUUCGUACAUCACGCCAACAAAUCCGCAUGCUGCUCCAUGACCGCGAGCUUGUGAACGAGCGCAUCGAGCAACUUCUUCCCUUAGCUCUCAAGUGCAAUGAUGCACAUGCGUCCUCUCCGUCGCCGUCAGAGCAGAGUGUGCAACAAGCUUCAUCCCGUCUAAGAGAUCAAUCCCACCUUCUCGCUGUCCGAAGCGUUCGACCUCAGAGCCCUGCAUCGAAAGCUGGUCUUCAAGCUGGUGAUAUCCUCCUAACUUGGGACGAGUUAAAACCCAUUACGUCUGAGCAUAUGUCACAGCUACCGUCUCGUCUUCAUGAAGGUGUACCAAUCUCGCUCGAUGUCAGGCGUCUACAACCGGACGGUCGGCACGUACAGAUACAGCUUACCCUUGUUCCCUCUUCUCGCUGGGAUGGCAAUGGUCUUCUUGGUUGUCACAUUGUGCCUGUAUAG
Molecule: messenger RNA, 606 nt
Organism: Malassezia globosa CBS 7966
Lineage: Eukaryota; Fungi; Basidiomycota; Malasseziomycetes; Malasseziales; Malasseziaceae
Exons: 2
Coding region: 1-606 (201 amino acids)
Biological process (GO): proteasome regulatory particle assembly
Cellular component (GO): cytoplasm; nucleus
Molecular function (GO): protein binding
Source: RefSeq, a predicted model, not a curated record